AUGUCAAACUUACCCAUUACCGCCCGCCAUGAGCGUGCUCUCGGCGCGCUACUUGGCGUACACGUCGGCGAUUCCCUCGGUGCCACUGUUGAAUUCGACGCCUGGGAACACAUUCAAAAGGAUUAUCCACGCGGCGUGAGGGACAUCGUCGGUGGUGGUCCAUUUGACUGGCCACCCGGGCAUGCAACCGACGACACAGACCUCACUCGCGCCGUUCUGCUCGCUUACCGUGACGUCGAAAAGCUGAAGCGAUCACAGUCCCCCAAGCUGCCAGACGUGGUCAGGCUUGCCGCCCAAUACAUGGUCGAUUGGUACGAUGGGCGCUCCUGGCCCGGCCGGGACCGAAACGAGACACCCCGCGACGUCGGCGGCGCUACGGCAAAUGGCAUCUCAAGGUUCAAGCGGACGGCCGAUCCGCGGACUUCCGGCGCCGGAGAGGGCCGCGCGGGGAACGGCUCACUCAUGCGGUGUAUCCCCACCGCCCUGUUCCAGCCCGAUAUGGCCAAGCUAUUGACGGAAUCUCUGGAGAUUUCGGCUGUCACGCACGACGAUUCCCACUGUAUAAUCUCUUGCGCGGUAUACAAUGUGAUGGUACAGGCACUCGUCGAGGGGAAGUCAGCCGACGAGGCUUGGCAGGCGGGGAAGGACGCGGUGGCGCAGGCCACCGCUCUGGCUGCGGCGGAGACGACGGCAGCUCGGAAAGUACAGCUGGAGCGUGCGGCGAGUAAGGUCGAAGGGGCCAUGGACGCAGGCAAGUCGCUAGUGCAGGUUCGGGACCUCGCUGAGAACGGACCGAAACGAGCUGCCAACGCCACCAAGGCUUUGCCCUUCAAGGCGUCUGGUUAUGUCCUCGAAUCUCUGACAUUGGGUAUCGCUGCCCUCCUGGAUCCUCGCCCGUUGGAAGAGGUGCUUAUUGAUGUGGUACGGUUCGGCCAAGAUACUGAUACCAACGGUGCCAUCGCAGGGGGGUUGCUUGGAGCACGGGAUGGUGUUAACGCCAUCCCAUUGCGGUGGAGGGAGUUGCUGCAAUUCGGGGACGAGUUUUCCGAGGUUACGGAGUAUUUGCUGUCAUCCCAGGAGAGCGGUAAUCAGACAUAG
Molecule: messenger RNA, 1098 nt
Organism: Chaetomium globosum CBS 148.51
Lineage: Eukaryota; Fungi; Ascomycota; Sordariomycetes; Sordariales; Chaetomiaceae
Exons: 1
Coding region: 1-1098 (365 amino acids)
Source: RefSeq, a predicted model, not a curated record